CAUCUACCCUCGUCCUUUGGAGUGCAACAAUGAAAUUCAUAUCACUCACCACUACAGUGAUCAUGUCUGCCGCAGUACUGUCGGGCAUAGUGACAGUACAAGGCUCAAACCCCAACGGCAUGCCAUGCGCCCAUAAUGGAGAGUAUGAGUGCGGAACACUCGCGGGUUAUAACAACGGCAAUCAAUUUUUGUUUUACUGUUCGGAAUCCAACAUGGUGGAGGUCGCUGGGGACUGCGGCUGUAAGACUUGUUGUUCCAUCUUGGAUGGUGGUAAUACCGGCAGCUGCAUAAUUAAUCCGUUCCGGCCAAGUCACCUUACAUAAGGCGAGGUGU
Messenger RNA from Suillus discolor, 333 nucleotides. RefSeq lists its product as uncharacterized. The transcript has 3 exons. The coding region runs from base 30 to 323 and encodes 97 amino acids. NCBI's taxonomy places the organism in Eukaryota, Fungi, Basidiomycota, Agaricomycetes, Boletales, Suillaceae. The record is from RefSeq and is a predicted model, not a curated record.